Molecule: messenger RNA, 978 nt
Organism: Protopolystoma xenopodis
Lineage: Eukaryota; Metazoa; Platyhelminthes; Monogenea; Polystomatidea; Polystomatidae
Source: the annotation of a GenBank genome assembly
AUGCUGAAUGGAUUCAAGUUCGACACAGUUCGGCUGACAACUGCCUUGAGUAGUGACCACGUUAAUAGUGUAGGCCGAGUUCCUUGGCUAGCUGGGCUACUUCGACAGCUAGAACUGAGACUGGCUGCUUUCCUCAGACAGACACGACUGGCACUCGCACGGUGGCGCGGCCACCUUCGUCUGCUUGAUCAGCUGGUGAGCAGCACGACAUGCCUUGAGGUCUAUUUGGCCAAGGUAGAUGCCGAGUUGGCUCGGCUCUAUCGGCCCUCCAAGUUGGUCUCCACCUGCCUGCAACAAAUAGAUGAAGUUGAGUUAAGGCUCACUGAGAUGCGUGCAAUUGAACUUGCCAUGCCUAGUCUUCAGACAUCUAUUGUUCGACUCUUUGCCACCAGCGUGGCUCUCGGAGGUCCAGACGUCAGCUUUAUUCAGACAGCGCACACAAACGUCAAUGGAAGCAUAGGGAAUUCAUCCGUUGGUUCUGAGGCCUGCUUCUGGCAAGCCAACGACUGCUCCUCUUCUUUCGCUGGAGGUGCCGUGUCUAUUUUCACAAAUCCGCAUAAUAUCGGAGUAUCUACGCCCCCUCCACCCCCGCCUUUUCCAAUCUGGUCUACUGCUGCAAGCAAUUCUACAAGUGCUACGGCCAUUAAUCCCAGUCACUCAUAUGGAGGACCUUCACUGACCCGGGGAGCCUCAGCCAAUACUUUGGGUGGCAGUGCUUCUAUGCUGGGAGGGAGCGGAGGCCUAGCUCAGGCCGGGUUGAUGCAGGCUGAGUGCAAUCUGUUUAGACGCAUCAACUUGAUCGUGCCGCGAGUGACCAGAAUGGCCAAACGGCUGAGUGAACGACGCCGUCUAUUAGAGCAGGCAUUUAAAGAGAACAAAAGGGUACGUCUAGAUUGUGAGACUAGCCUGCAAGUUGGAUCAGGUUAUGAUAGCUCUAGCAAAUUUUAUUUCAGACAAUAUAUAAUGCUAGUUGGUUAA